AUGGGCGGUGUCGUUUAAGGACGAAGAGCCCAAAUAGACCAAUACAAGAACUGCAUCGACUUUGCAAUGCCAGCGACUCACCCACUUCUCUUCUCUAUCUGUCUCUGCUCUCUUCAGCCAUAAGAAUUUUUAAUCCAAAUCAAAGUCUGGGUUUUGUUUAACCGAUUUUGAUAGUCCCGUUGAAUCCAUUGGGAAGGGAUUGAAGAUCUAGUGGUAAAGAGUUAAAAGAUGCAUACCAGAGGUAGUCAAGGAUCGAAUAGCAGAGUGUAUGGAUCAAGAAUAUCAACUUUAUUGUUCUCAAUGUUCGCUACUUUCGCUUCCAUUUAUGUCGCUGGCAGGUUAUGGCAAGAUUCGGAGAACAGGGUUUAUUUGAUUAAAGAGCUCGACAGGAUAACUGGACAGGGACAAUCCGCUAUAUCUGUGGAUGAUACAUUGAAAAUAAUAGCCUGCAGGGAGCAACAGAAAAAGUUAUCAGCCCUUGAGAUGGAAUUGGCUACAGCUAAACAGGAGGGUUUUACUUCAAACUUCUUGUCACAGAAUGAUGGGACAAAUUCAAAGAAAAGACAUCUAGUAGUGAUAGGAAUACUGACAAGGUUUGGCAGAAUGAACAAUAGGAAUGCAAUCCGUAAAGCAUGGAUGGGAACUGGUAUAACCUUGAAGAAAAUGGAGAAUGAGAAAGGCAUAGUUUCACGUUUUGUCAUUGGAAGAAGUGCAAAUCGUGGGGACAAUUUGGACAGGGAAAUUGACAAUGAAAAUAAGCAUGCUAAUGACUUCUUAAUUCUCGAUAACCAUGUGGAGGCAAAUGAGGGAUUUCCAAAUAAGGCUAAACUAUUUUUUGCUCAUGCUGUGGAUAAAUGGGAUGCUGAGUUCUAUGCUAAAGUCAAUGACAAUAUAUAUGUUAAUAUUGAUGCUCUUGGAGCUACACUGGCAACUCAAUUGGACAAGCCUCGUGUUUAUAUUGGUUGUAUGAAAUCAGGCGCAGUUUUCUCUGAACUUAGUCAUAAAUGGUAUGAACCAGAUUGGUGGAAGUUUGGAGAUAAGAAAUCGUACUUUCGCCAUGCUUCAGGUGAGAUGUAUGUCAUAUCACGAGCUUUAGCUAAAUUUGUAUCCAUAAACAGAUCUCUUCUUCGAACCUAUGCACAUGAUGAUGUGAGUGCUGGAUCCUGGUUUAUUGGGCUUGACGUCAAACAUGUAGAUGAAGGGAGGCUUUGCUGCUCAUCUUGGUCAUCAGGAGCUAUUUGUGCAGGUGUUUGAUUUGAUUUGCUUCCAGUUUCUGAGAAUCAAAUAGAAAAUAUACUGUGAUUACUCUUAAAAUGGUGGGAAUUUGCUGAUGUUUCAUCAAAGAAUGUGCUACUAUCAUUUAGAAAAUUGGUUAACCACAAAGGAGAUUUGAGAAUCUACACAAACUGGAGGCAGGCAUGUUUUAUCAAAUCAUACAUCGACCCGACAUGGUGCGACUGUUCAUGUGAUAUAACAUAUAUGUUAAUUCUUUCAUUUGUGGGAAUAGAGCUUGACAUCUGAUUCUCGAGUGAGUGAGUCCCCUCAGUUGUAAGAGAUUAUUAAUAUCCUGUGAAGCAAUUAUGUGAUGGCAUCUUACAAUUUCUACCUGUUGUGAGUGUACCGCCAAAUGUAUGUAGAUAGGACCUGUUUCUCCCUCUUUGGCAUUUCGACUACUGAGAUGAUCAUUUAAGAAGGCAUUUGUUUUCUUGUCAA
This is a messenger RNA of Hevea brasiliensis (rubber tree), 1713 nucleotides long. RefSeq names its product hydroxyproline O-galactosyltransferase HPGT1. The record is from RefSeq and is a predicted model, not a curated record. NCBI's taxonomy places the organism in Eukaryota, Viridiplantae, Streptophyta, Magnoliopsida, Malpighiales, Euphorbiaceae. The transcript has 12 exons. Gene Ontology annotation, cellular component: Golgi membrane. Gene Ontology annotation, molecular function: hexosyltransferase activity. The coding region runs from base 229 to 1254 and encodes 341 amino acids.